AUGGCGGGUAGUUCGGGAGAGCAGACCAUCUCCUCGACAUCUAUCAUCCGUGGUCGGCCCACCAGCGAACAUGACAUCGUUGGUUGCUUCGAUGAGGAGUCUUGCCGUUACUUCCUUCGUGAAGUCGGCAGCAAGGUUGUCCCAUUCUAUCCUUUCACCUUUGGCAUGGAGGAAGUCUACAGCUUGAUUGUCGAAGAAUACGGACUUGCUGGAAUUCCCGAUGCCACCAGUGUCUUGCAGGAUCUUCUCGAGAAUGAACGUACAGCUGGUGGACUGGGUGAUGACGGCGAUAUUUGGCGCUCAUGGCGGCACAGCUGGCGGCACAGAAAUGACGACUCUCUCAACCCUUUCAUUCCCAAAAUUAGCAGCUUUGUUUUGAAACCUCCCACCUCUCCCCGAACACGAAUCUUCAAGUCGGAAAAUUUUCUUCGUACAAUUGAUGAACAGUGGUACCGAGACGAAGCUUUGAACCAGAUCACCGCAGCUUCUGAUGGCACAGCAACCGGGCAGGGUCCUGCGGGAUACUCCCAGUUCGCCAAGCUUACAUGCACCCAUCAGCGUCUUAGAACUGCAGUCGAGACGACCGAAGGUUCGCAUUCACAAGCAACCAGAAAGCAUGAAUCCUCGGGUUCUACCAAAGCUUGGAGUCGAUCUUCUUCCUUUCGAUCGAGUCUGUUCGGCCGUCAGUCGUCGACACCGCUGCGAGCAAAAGCAUCCAGCAAAUCGUUUCUGAAACAGAGCUCGAGUUUUGCCGGCUCUCGUCAAUCGGAUCUCAACCUGAACGCAUCGCCGUCUUUACCAACCGAAGAGCGUCGACCUGUGACGUUCGUGCCCACCAUUCAAUUCUCUUCCCCGAGAUCUCCAUUGGUCCCUUUGAAGGAGCGGAAGCGCCUCGAUGUCAUCAACAGCGACGCUUCUAACUCAUUCCAAGCCGAAGAGGAUGUGCAGCCUGACAGUGCGAUGUCCCUGAAUAACAUCCAGAUGGAUUCAUCUGUUUUGAUGGCGUAUGAAACGUUGACAGGAGAAGAACCGUUCUCAGCAGAACAAAUGCCCUACUUGAGAGGCGGAGGUGAGGCAGAUAUUGCAGCUUCAGUUCAAGUGAACAAAUCAAUGACGCGAUGCCCAACAAUUCCUCUACCUGCAUCUUUGUCCCUCCCUACGUCAGAUAUCACUACAGCCCUGCGCGGUGCUGACGAUACCACCAUAUCAGACUAUAGCCACAUUGACUUCGCAUCCAUGGCUGGCCAGUCACCCGAAGAGACAUCCAACACAUCGGCUCGCAAAAAUCAUGCAGCGGUCAUCGCAUCUCCGGCCCUCUCCCCCGGGACCAAGAUUCAUGCUAGAAAUCGAGAUCUGCACGAAGAAAUACCAGGCGCUAAUGUGUUGCGAGCCAUUAAUCGAGAAGCCAGGUUGAUCGACGGACAGUUUUGUAAUCCCCGAAUUUGGAAGCGUCUCUCCUCGCAACCAUGGGAACUUCAUGACCAAAGCUUGGUGCUGGAAGAUGUUAAGCCCGUGUCGGUCCGCCAAAGCUGGGCCUCCUCAAAACCAAAGCGUGAUUCUCGCAUCAGUCUGCUCCGAGGGCUUCGUGGAGUAUUCCGGAAAGAAUCCCUCCCAAAUCAAGAGCCUUCGGCGGUGAAGACUGAAGAAGGUGAAGAUCAGCUGCAGCCAAGGAACACACCAAGUCUGCCCUUCAGCGGCAACUUCAUUUCCCCAGGUCGUGUUAAGAAGCAACAAGCUAAUCACGCAUUGGGCCUUGACGGUGCAGCUGAUGAGAUGUCGUCACCGUCGAUAUCUCUCUCCCCAGAUGUUAACAAAGCCCUUCCGCUUAGCCCAGGAGAACUUGCUCGCGCAUUGUCUCAGCACAAGCCUUUGCGAAGAACCUCAACAGACUCUCAAAGUCGCCUGUCAGCUCUUUUCUCUGUAGCAGGAUUGCAUCGAUCCAGCAGCUAUCGAGGAUCUGGGGAUAGGUCUCAUUAUACACUGAGCCAACACCGUAUAUCAGCUCCCUUUUCGUCACCAUCUAGACGACGUGGACCACGCCACGCAAGAACGAAGACAGAGCCCAUCAGAUCGUUCUCUGCGCAGUUCUCGCCCAUAUCCUACUCGACUAUUGCAUAUUCAAAUCCGUUCACCUCAGACAAGGUUGAUCUGUCACCUGUUCGACCUCCUUCCCCGCUGUUCGCGAGAAGUGGCCCACAGGACGCUUUCCCCGGACCUACGGACUCUUCAGCACAAAAUCCAGACAUCGACCGUAGCCCUGGAGCCAAUAACGCAGGUGCCAUGUACGCCUGGUCACCAGCUCCAGUCGGUCAAACCCCUGACAAGCCGUCAGUGCCAGCACAAAAUCCAAUUGUCCGGUCACCGGUUUCAGUCGAUUCAACCCCGGAAAAGCCCUCAGUGCCAGCACGAAACCCAUUCGCCUGGUCACCCCCUCCAAUCGGUCCAACCCCUAAGAAACCAUCAGUGCCACUACAAUACCCAUUUGUUUGGUCACCUGCUCCAGUUGAAAAGCCGUCAAUGUCAGCACAUGGUCCACACGAAUGUUCGUCUUCUCCAGUCGGUCCAACUCGGGAAAAGCCAUCAGUGCCAGCACCAGGCCCAAACCUCGAGCAAAGCCCUGCGUUCAAGAGCCCAGAUAUCGCUCAUAGCUAUUCACCUGGUCUAGCCACGGAAAAGCCACCGGCGCCGAAUACCCCUAAGCGGUCGAUCAAGGCAUUCUUUGGCCGCAGCAAGAGCCCGAGCAAACGCUCGGUUUCACCCACUCCCCGGAUGAUCCAGCCGAUUCUCAUGAUAGCUGAGCAAGAUACCACUAAGAAAGAUAUCCAACAAGGCACUCCUGCAAAUUCCACGGCAUCUCAAGCAAAAGGUGUUUUCCACAUCCGACUCGACGAACGCAGCAUUGAAGGCGCACCCAAGAACCGAGCUAUUUCCCUCGACCCGCCUAGUCAGAGCGUCCUCCAGGCCGACCUCGACCUCAUGCUAGUGACUUCCGCCAACGAGUACCUCCUGCGCGAAGCAACCUCCCAGCAUUUGAACGCCGACGUCGUCAAACUUGAAAAGCAGAAAUGGGCUGCCCGCGGACACUUACCCGUCAUCGACUUCCAGUACGAUAGUACCACCCAGUGCUCCAUUGUUUCGACGAAUAUCACGUCACUCCGUUUCCAUGGCAUUCCCAAGGAGAAUAGGCUCGCCUUUGUGAAGACUGUCAUUGCCGCAUGGCAUAGUGUGACACAACUCCUCAGCCAGCGCGUCUACUGCCAUCCGGACGUGUCUCUUCGAAAUAUCUUACACGAUGCAUCCAAAGUUUUGGACCUUUUAGGUGCUCCGGAGGAGACGAUCUUGGGAUUUCAUGAUUUGCAGAUCAGAGCGUUGGCGCAGAUGAACCGAGUUCGACGAUUGCGAGAGGAGGAGGCAUCAAGGAAUGGAUGA
Messenger RNA from Exophiala mesophila, 3429 nucleotides. RefSeq lists its product as uncharacterized. NCBI's taxonomy places the organism in Eukaryota, Fungi, Ascomycota, Eurotiomycetes, Chaetothyriales, Herpotrichiellaceae. The transcript is spliced from 4 exons. The coding region runs from base 1 to 3429 and encodes 1142 amino acids. The record is from RefSeq and is a predicted model, not a curated record.